Molecule: messenger RNA, 1156 nt
Organism: Mucor mucedo
Lineage: Eukaryota; Fungi; Mucoromycota; Mucoromycetes; Mucorales; Mucoraceae
Product: PI31 proteasome regulator N-terminal-domain-containing protein
Exons: 7
Coding region: 133-1083 (316 amino acids)
Biological process (GO): proteasome-mediated ubiquitin-dependent protein catabolic process
Molecular function (GO): endopeptidase inhibitor activity; proteasome binding
Source: RefSeq, a predicted model, not a curated record
AAAAAAAAGCAAAAAAAAAAAAAAAAAAAGUACGUCACGUUUCACUCACUCGGGCUGAAUAUGCAGCUCUUUUUAUUACCUUUUUUUUUUUUUAUAUAUCAUUUCUUCUUUUUUUGUCAGCUGUAAACAACAAUGUCACAAUCAAACGUAUUGGAUCCUUCAGUUAUACUUCAUUCGACUAGUCAAAUAGCUAGCAACCUCCAAAAUACCCACGAUGCGUUAGCCGCUGCCUCCCAUGCCAUUAUGCUUGGCGUCGGUUUUCGUUUUGCAGGACUUGGCGACGAUGCACGCCAAGAGGGUGACGGAACCACCACACAUUUGCCUGACACUUGGAACGCCAACGGGCCUCAUUGCUAUCAAUUUAGAUAUAGUCAUCCUCAGUCUAGCCUCACCUUUGUCAUUAAAAUUGUCAAGCUGGGUGAUAAAUGCAUCAUCCUUGGUCUCGGUAUUGGGGACAAUAAGACGGCCAUGCUAGAUAUUACCACACAAGAUUACACUUCCGAAUCCUUCUUUCCUUACACGGAUACCAGUAAACCUUUAGCACAUGGAUUUAUCUCUUCAGAUCGCUUCCAUGAUUUUAUCAAGGCAUUCAAGCUAAACAUCUUGCAGCGUUUGAUACCCGGUUUAAAUAAACCUGGUUAUGAGGACAAUACCACCACAACGAGUUCAACAAGACCUUCUACUGAUACAGAAAGACGCCAACCGAGAUACAAUGAUCCACACUCAUUGGAAGAUCCUGCCUUUGUCGAUGUCGGUGGAUCUGAUGUGAACCCUUUAGGUCGUGGAGGAUUAAGAAUGCCUGGUGGUGGUAGUGGCAGUGGUGGUAUGUUUGUUGGACCUGAUCAUCCUAUAUUUGGAAACAGAGGUGGGAGUAGCUUGGAUGAUCCCUCUGGAUUAUUCGGUGGACCGCAACCGUUGCCAAGAGGGUCUGUGCCUCCUGGCGCACGAUUUGAUCCUAUUGGACCGUUUGGAAGAUUGCCCGUAAGACCACCUGGUCGAGGUGGACCUCCUCGUGGACCUCAUGGUGGUGAUCCUGAUAAUGACGAUCUCGCUCCUCCAGGUUUUGACAAUAUGUUUAUGUAAACAAUAAAAAAAAAAAGCUUAUUCUAAUAAUAAACAACAUCAAAAAAAAAAAAAAAAAUUCUCAAUCAAAAAA